AUGGGGUCUUAAGGUCAAAGAAUGAUAAUAAGCUGCUUGCAUGAACAACCUGUUAAAACACUCACCAAACAUUAAAUGCAAACGAUUUUGACUCCAACUUGGAGGAUUUUUAUUUUAUUUUAUCGUGCCAAAACAUAUAUGACAGAAGUUUUCAUUAAAUGUUGUCCUUAGUUCAUUAAAAUGUCAGGAAAAAAUGAAAGUGUGUGGUGUUUACUGCCCUUUUUUUUGUCCCAGUUUGACUUUGAGCUUUUUUUAAGCACUUUCAAGUAGUGAAUGUAGUUAAAGUACUCCAAUAUCUUAAUAUGAUAGCCUUUGAUGUUUGAAAAAAAAAUAUUCUAGACAGUCAUGAAACUUUCCAGGCGUAACGUUUGAUCUGAAAGCAGACGGGCAGAGCUAAAAGGUUGUAAAAUAGCAUGUAAACACGCUCCCAGGUUCCACUCCCUGAUGGGUUGAGGCUUUCCACCUGAUGGGGAAAGUUGCUGUCACUCAUGUUCAUUAGAUGUUGGGCAUUAGAUUCCCUGCAGGUUGGGAUGGUGGGCUUACAGAAAUGUAAACAUGAAUGAGGGAAGUUACUGUCAGUCGCUUGAAUCUGUUGAUAAAGAUGGUGUCCAAACCUUCUCAAAAGUCAUAUUGUUGACCAAACUCUAUCAAAACAAGUAAGUUUGAUUCAGAUAAAACAGCAAAAUUGAAAACCAGCAAAUGGACAUAUUAGGGACUUAAAUCUUUUUCUUUGUGGUAUUUCUUUCUUUUUAUUUGCUGAACUUCUUUUUUAUCUGUUUUAAAUGAACAAACCCACGCGGGGACACGUGAAGCUCGCUGGUGAUGAAACUGGAUCCAAAAGAGCAAACCCGCUCUCCCUCUGUCAUUACAUUUGCACACAAAGACCUUUUCAGAGUGCGCAAGUUCAGACGCAUGAAGUGGAGCGCUCAGGGUGUCCUCGUGAAGAGAUGAGGAGUCCAGUGAGGUUCCAGAGAGAAAUCUGACUUAGUGGAGCGCAGAGAGUCUGUGGGGGUGCGGAGUUGGCUUUGGAGAGGUCUUGGCGCAGGAGAGGAGGAGGUCCCGGGUGAAACAGAGGAGGCAGGACUUCGUGGCUCGGAGGUGCGCUCCGACACCAGAGGCCUGCUUUAUUAUAAGGGGAGGAGGACACACAGGUCGACUCUCCGCAGAGAGCCAAAAGAGGAAGAUGCAGUCCACGUUACGACCAGUACAGUCGACAUCCAGCAUCCAUGCGAGCGGAUCUGAGGACUAGAACCGCACUUACUCUUGAAUUCCUUAGUAUUCCUGUUGGCGGCUUGGCUCGCGCUCUUAUCAGUCUGCAAGUGUUGGUCGGAGCUCCGGUCCUCCCGGUCUUUCUUUGCGGCUUGGACAGUUUCUGACAGCGGAUGAGGACUUAGAUCCAUUUUUGCAACUUGAUGCCCCCCUCGACUCCUCUCUGGAGGCUUCCCGUGCAGGACUUGUGACUGAUCCUUCUUCAUAAAUGCGUGUGAUCCCGCUCCGGACCUCUGCUCCGAGCACAGGACCUGCGCAGUCCCGCCGUCUCCUGCCCGCCAGCGCGUCUUUGUCAUUCUAAUGUCGCUGUGAUUGUUGCGCGUCUGGCUGAUGUCUCUGCAUUUCAUCACAUAUUGACAAACGGAGUUUGUCUCUCCAGGCUGUAAAGCAGACAAACGAUUGGAAAGGUCUCACCCUGAUCAUGGAUUUUUAACCUUUUCUCUCCAACUGAUUUUUUGGAAUACUUCACUUAGUUGUCCCCAUCAAACAUUUGAAACUUUUUCUUGGAGCAGUCUUGAGGAUGUUGUUCUGCUGCUCGAACCCUCUCUCCAAGUCCACCUGUAAGUUUUUCAUCUGCUUUUUAUGGCUGCUACAAACGCCCCUGUCUUCCUUUCCGCUAAUUACAGGCACUGAAGCCAGCUGCGAGAAUGAAGGAGAGGUGCUCCACAUCCCCAACAUCACUGACAACCCCUGCAUCACCUGUGUGUGUCUGGAUGGGAAAGCGGACUGCAAACAGGAGAAAUGCCAGCCAGUGUCUGAAGACUGCGCUCUGGUCGUGAAACAAACCGGAGCCUGCUGUGAGAGGUGUAAAGGUUGCACGUUAGAUGGACGAUCCCAUAACAGCUCCGAGUCAUGGAUCAGCUCCACCAAACCCUGUAAAAGCAGCCGCUGUCAGGAAGGUGUGAUCACUGAGGCCGAGGUACAGUGUGUCAUCCACUGCAGGAACCCCAAAACCCACCCAAAGAAGUGCUGUCCCACCUGCCCCGGUUGUAUCUUGGAGGGUCACCUGUAUAAAGAGAUGGAGGAGUUCAGUCCGGAGGGGAAGCCCUGCAUCAAGUGCACAUGCAGUGGAGGGCGGACUCUCUGCAUGAAGGAGGUGUGUCCUGUGCUGUCUUGCCCCGCCUACCUCAGCCACACCCCAGCUGGACAGUGCUGCCCCACAUGCAUCGGUCAGAGGAAGGUGUUUGAUCUCUCAUUAGGAAGCUGUCUAUUCCAUAGCGAGGUCUAUGAGAACGGCACCUCAUUCCUACAUGACAACUGCACCACCUGCACCUGCAAGGAUUCAACUGUGGUCUGCAAAAAGUCCUGCUCCCGGCCAGGGAGUUGCCAGGGCAACCAGUGCUGCGACCCGUGUGUGUCCUACGUGAAAGUGGAGGAAGUGCAGUACUGCAGAGUCCGCAACAAAAUCUACAGGGAAGGAGACAUGUGGUCAUCGAUGAACUGCACCCUCUGUGCUUGUGUCAAAGGCAGUAUCGAGUGUCGGCCCAAAAAGUGUGUCCCCAUCACCAGCUGCCCCCCGAACAAGAUACUAAACCGAACCGGCUGCUGUCCAGUUUGCACUGAAAAACCAGGUGUGUGCACAGUUUUUGGAGAUCCUCACUACAACACCUUUGAUGGGCGGACCUUUAACUUUCAAGGAACCUGUCAGUAUGUUUUGACCCAAGACUGCGGUGGCAGCCCCUCCGGGCUGGAAAACAACCCAGACUCCAACUUUAUGGUGUUGGUGAAGAAUUAUGCUCGGCGAACUCGCCAUUUCUCUUGGACGCAGUCUGUUGAGGUGAGGUUGGGCUCUGUGAUCCUCAGUCUGCACCAGCACCUGACAGUCCGCAGGAACGGCACCCGCAUCGCUCUGCCGUACCACGGCCCCGGCGUGCACAUCGACCUGGACGGGUAUUUGCUGAAACUCACCUCCAUCGCAGGUCUGGAGAUCACGUGGGAUGGUGACAGUUUUGUGGAAGUUGUAGCUGCUCCUCACCUGCGUGGACGCCUGUGCGGCCUUUGCGGUAACUACAACGGUCACAAACGAGACGACACCAUGGGGGGCGACGGACAGUUAAAGUUCGACGUGGACGAAUUUGCUGAGUCAUGGCGAGUUGAGGGAAACGAGGUUUGCUCCCAGCAUCAACCUCGUAGACCCAGCUCCUUUCUGUGUCCUGGAAGCCCCAAAGUUAAGUUUCGGGCUCAUCGAGAAUGCCAGAGGAUCAAAUCUUGGGAUUUUCAGAAGUGUCACAGUGUGGUGGACUUUGCUCCUUUUUACAGGUCAUGUAUUACAGACAUGUGUGAGUGUCCCAUCCAUAAAAAUUGCUACUGUGAGUCAUUCAUCGCUUACAGCCGGGCCUGUGAAAGGGAGGGAGUGGUGGUUCAAUGGAAACCGGACAACGUUUGUAUGGCCACCCAGUGUAAACACGAUGCCGUGUACGACACCUGCGGUCCUGGUUGCACUAAAACCUGUGAUAACUGGAAUGAGAUCGGCCCGUGUCAGAAGCCCUGUGUGGCUGGCUGCCACUGCCCCGCCAACCUGGUGCUCUUCCAUGGACGCUGCAUUAAACCCACAGCCUGCCCCGGACGGUGACCUUUGUUAUCCCGGUGAGACGGGGGCAACGAGUGUGCCUCGAGCAGCCACGGCGACUUUAGGACUCUAAAGGGCCUCAGCUCAACCAAUCAGGUGCUCCAAAAUCCAGAACUUUGCUAUAGGUGUUUUUCAGUGUUGGAGGUGCUGUGUGGGAACAGACUGAAGGCUGAUCAUUGCCACAAACUGCCAGCCCCUAAAGUCUUUUUUUUCCCCUCAUGUGAUGCCCAACACAAGAGGCGAUUAUUAUAUCUCAGAUGGACCAUAAAGUCAAGGCGUCUAGCAUAUCUGAGCAAACGUUGGGCUAAAGGACUCCUCCUAAAGCCUAGCAUGGCAUGAUUUCCUGCACUGAAGUGGGACUCUGUGUAGCAGGAUUCAAUAUGGAAAUGACUUCCAUCAUUUCAUACUGUAAGCUAAGCAGAUUUAUAUGGAAAAAGACACACACGACAGCUGUUAUUUUAUUAUUGCCAUGAUAUUAUUAUUGAUAUUUGUUGUUGACUUUAAUUUAUAUAUCAGAUAAUUGACAUGUUGUAGCAAGAGCCAGAUUCAUGAAUAUAAUUGCUUUAUAAAAGUUUUAAAGGGAAACAAAAGCUAUUUAUGUAUUUGUUGUGUACUUUAGUGUUACUGUUUGAAGAGGAAAAUGCUCAAAUGUGACUCAGCUGUUGCACCACCGCAGGGAAAAAGUACUGUAAUGUAUUAUGCUUUGUGUACAGGGCGUUGUGGAAAAAAAACAAACUGAAGGUAUUCGUGUAAACAUAUGUUUCACUUGAUAGGAAUUAUUUAAAAAAAAACAGCAAUAUAAUCUUUUUUUUAAGGUUUACUUCUGACUGCCAUCUUUAUUAUUUGGAAUUACGUGGAAAGUCUUGUUAGGAAAACAAAGAAACUAAAUAAAUGUGAAUUUAUAGAUUUAUGACUAUAAAUAACACAAAAGCAAAAUCUAUGGAAUGACAGGAGUGUCACAAAUAUGGAAAAUAUAUACAAUGAAUCACAAUUAUACAGAAAAA
Molecule: messenger RNA, 4842 nt
Organism: Oryzias latipes (Japanese medaka)
Lineage: Eukaryota; Metazoa; Chordata; Actinopteri; Beloniformes; Adrianichthyidae
Gene: bmper
Product: BMP binding endothelial regulator
Cellular component (GO): extracellular region
Molecular function (GO): protein binding
Source: RefSeq, a predicted model, not a curated record